AGUUCCACCGCCCGGCCCGCCGCCACGCCGCGGCAGAGCUGCCAACCGCAGACAACAUGGGCUGGCUGGGACCCGCUCAACUGGUGCUGGUGAUAGGGCUGGUGCUGGUGCCGGCACUCUGUGACGGCGCCAACACAAACCAGCCACAUAUCGUCUUCAUUCUGGCAGAUGACCUCGGUUACAAUGACGUGUCGUGGCACAACUCCGACAUCCUGUCCCCGACGCUCGAGGCUCUGGCGAGAGAGGGCGUCAUUCUGGAGCAGAACUACGCCCAGCCGCUCUGCACUCCCUCUAGAAGCGCGCUGCUCUCCGGCCGAUAUCCCUUUCACGUUGGUAGACAGCAUGACGUCCUGAGCCCGCACAUGCCGACGGGUCUGACCAUCAACGUCACCCUGCUGCCGGAGCGGCUGAGGUCAGCCGGCUACAGCACACACAUGGUCGGCAAGUGGCACCAGGGCAACUGCGCGCCCGAGUACCUGCCACAUCACCGCGGCUUCGACACCUUCCUGGGUUUCUGGUGCGGCCAGCUGGAGCAUUACAACCACACCGUGCAGGACGCACUGGACUUUUGGGACGGCGAUCGGCCGCUGCCGGAGCUGGAUGGCGUCUACGCGACUUCUGUGUUCACCGACAGGGCUGAGAGCAUCAUCAAAGAGCACAACGCCAGUCGGCCGCUCUUCAUGUAUCUGUCCGCCCAGAACCCCCACGCGCCUCUGGAGGUUCCAUCGGAAUACGAGGAGCUAUACCCGGCCACUAUGAACGCCGACCGUCGCACCUACAGUGCCAUGGUGACUGCCCUGGACGACUCGGUCGGACGAGUGGUGCAGGCCCUCAAGGAUGCCGACCUCUACAGCAACUCGGUGAUUCUGUUCGUGAGUGAUAACGGAGGAAGUGUCUUUAGCAACCAUGGCUCUCGUGACGGCUUCGCAGGCAACAACUAUCCCCUGCGAGGGGACAAGAACACCCUCUGGGAAGGCGGCACCCGCACGCCGGCCUUCAUCCACUCCCCGCUGCUGGAGCGGGCCGGCUACGUCAGCCACGAGCUGAUCCACAUCACCGACUGGAUGCCGACGCUGCUGCGGCUGGCCGGAGCCAGCGCCGACGGAGACCCUCUGGACGGCUUCGACCAGUGGCCCAUGCUGAGCGCCGGCCAGCCCAGCGCGCGUACAGAGAUGGUCUACAACAUCGACGAGAAGCUGCCGAAUGCAGCACUGCGCAUCGGCGACAUGAAGCUGCUCUGGGGAGACAACUCCGGCUCCAGCGACUGGUACCCGGUGCUGGAGGCCCUGCCGAACUCCUCCGAUCGCGCUCCGGCCAGCGCGCGGCGAUCGGUCCGCUCGAGUCUCGGCAGUCUCGGCGACUACCCGGUCUACCUGUUCAACGUGACGGCCGACCCGACCGAGCGCCAGGACCUGUCGUCGCUGAUGCCGGAGACGGUGCAGGCGAUGCUGGAGCGUCUGCUGGAGCUGUCGAAGGAGCUGGUGCCGGCCGACCUGCCUGACCCCGACCCGCGUGGCGCCCCGGUGGACGGGGUCUGGACCACCGGCUGGUGUGAGCCCUACUGAUUCCACGACAGGUUUCUUCAGGGAAUCGGUAGGGUGGCUGAUAAUGCUAAUGGUGUGAUAAUGCGGAAGUGUCUUUUGCCAUCAAGUGGUUAAAAAUCAAGAAACAUCAAGAACUUAGCGUACGAGUAUACCUGAUGUCUUACGACCUAGCCCUACCUCGUAUCAGCCCUACCUAGCCCUACCUCGUACCUCGUAUCGGUCAUAUUCUUGUAACUAAAAGAUAACAUCAAUAACUUAAGUCACAAUCAUCAUGUACUCGUAUUUGUAGUGACGGUGUUGUGACACGUAUAUUAAGAUACGCAUAAAAUGAUGAUGUGAGCAUUAUCACCGAUUAAAUGAAAUCCAUAGAAUCGUAUCGCCUACGUAGUUCCUUAAUACAGUCGCCUCCUAGCGGUGGCUUUUCAUUUUAUCUCUAAUCAAAGGCGAUGAGAAAAGCUCAGUCAUCAU
Messenger RNA from Amphibalanus amphitrite, 2012 nucleotides. Its product is annotated as arylsulfatase I-like. NCBI's taxonomy places the organism in Eukaryota, Metazoa, Arthropoda, Thecostraca, Balanomorpha, Balanidae. The record is from RefSeq and is a predicted model, not a curated record. The transcript has 4 exons. Bases 57 to 1565 code for a protein of 502 amino acids.